AUGAAGCAUAACCAAAAUGAAAAAGCAAGUAAAAAUGGUUAUCACUCUGACGACGACAAUGUAAGAUACAAGAUAAAUAGACAAUACUUUAAUAAUGUGAAAUCUUCCAAAGUAACUAAGAAAACAUUAAAAUGUAACGAUGAAGAUAAUGUUAGAUAUAAACUUCCUCCACCCGCACCUGUUCAAAAAAUUAAAAUAAUAGAGAAAAAACAGAAGCCAAAACCAAAAAUCAAAGUAAACUUUUGGAGCACAAAGCAACCUGGAAGCCGAUUAAAAAAGCCAGAUGCUUUUAAGGAGAAUAACAAUCGAAGACAUACUGUCGGAGAUGCAACCAACACUAGUAAACCAAAACCAUCAUUAAAAGUCUGCAAACGGGUUUCAUUUCUUCCAUCACCAGUAUUUACAGAAAACCAUGUACCUAUGGUCACUGUACCCGACGACCUUACUAUACAGUUGAAUGAAGAAGAAGCCAAUGAUUUGAGGGAUGACUUGAACUUUGCAUUUGUGAAUAGUCUUGAAUCGGAAUCAAAAUUAGAUAAGAAGUCUAAGACAUCAAUGACACAAACUAGUCCAAAAGGUGCUAAACGUAAACGAUCUGAAGACUUUGAUACUAGAUCUCAUAAUAAUGAAAAUGAAUUAGAAUUUUUCUCCAAAUAUGUUGUACAAAAGCUUAGAAGAAUGGAGACGAACCAACGCAUAUACUCUGAAAACCUUAUUAACACUGUCCUAAUGUUGGGUCAGCUUGGUAAAUUAAAUGGAAAAUCUAAAAUAUUAGAAGCAUAG
Molecule: messenger RNA, 783 nt
Organism: Danaus chrysippus (African queen)
Lineage: Eukaryota; Metazoa; Arthropoda; Insecta; Lepidoptera; Nymphalidae
Source: the annotation of a GenBank genome assembly